Molecule: messenger RNA, 710 nt
Organism: Drosophila rhopaloa
Lineage: Eukaryota; Metazoa; Arthropoda; Insecta; Diptera; Drosophilidae
Exons: 3
Coding region: 19-522 (167 amino acids)
Source: RefSeq, a predicted model, not a curated record
UAGGUUCAUCUAGCCGGAAUGUCGAUCUCUUCUUUGAUUUGCGUUAGCCUUUUUCUCGGCACCACAGUAGCCAUAGUUUUUCCACAGCACAAUUGCUCUGAAUAUUUUACGUAUGGCAUGGGAAAAGACGGUAGUUCCAUAGGCGUUUUCACGGCUAAGAAAGGAAUACAUACUCCAUUGAAUUUUAGUGUGACAUUCGCUUUAAAAGGCUCUGCUAAGGUCACGCCUAUCGAGCCGUACCCCGAAUUGCCUAAAGUACGACAAAAUAUUAAGUUGGGAUUGCGUGCCCAGACGUUUGUCCGAUUCGUUAAUGUCACAGAGAUGAUGCCUGUGCCAAUUAAGUUUUUUUUAAAUAACGAAUUACUUUGCAACACAACUAUACCGGAAUCUUCCGAUUUCUAUCAUGAGGUACCGGUGGAAAUAGAGAUAGACGCACCAGAAAAUAAUGUAAAGGGGCAUGGCAGUCUCCCCCGUAUGCAACCAAUCUUUCCAGAAAUACAACCCACAAUCUACAUUGAAUAACACACAAAGUUUAUUUAAAAAUUUUUAAUCGACUAGGACAAAAUUAAUUACCAACAAAUUUCAUUAAAUAUGUAUAUCUGAAAAUUUACAAAUCACCUUAUUUCGAGUUUCAUAACAACGAUUUAAAUAUGUAUACCUGCAAAUGUAAAAAAUUACGUUAUUUCGAAAUAUAAAACAACGAAUUAAUA